Molecule: messenger RNA, 802 nt
Organism: Marchantia polymorpha subsp. ruderalis
Lineage: Eukaryota; Viridiplantae; Streptophyta; Marchantiopsida; Marchantiales; Marchantiaceae
Source: the annotation of a GenBank genome assembly
CUGCAAAUAUCAACCACUUCACAAGUUUCAAGUAGAGCAUGAGAUCUGCUGGAAUGCUCACAGAAUCAUUUGAGGCAUUUCACAAAGUCUCGCUCGCUGGAAGAUCUUCGACGAUUUACGUAAAACAAGGAAUGAAUGCGGAGUUCCUGGCGGACAUGGCAGAAGUAGCGUUGGUGGUAAUUUCGUUAACUUCGAUUCAAGCUGCCACGAAUAUGAUUAUGGACGAGAAGAAAGGCCGCAAGAUUAGAGAAAACACGCAGACGACGGAAUGUGUAGCAGAACGUGGUUCCUCGUACGAAAGCUUACCAGAACUUUUAUAUGAGAUACGACUUGCAACUGAAGUUGUUUCAGUCAGAGAAAAAUCCUUCUGCACUUCUGACGGUACAUCUAUUGAGUGCAGCCUAAAGUUCGAACCGUCCACGACUUUUCAGUGAAUAUAAAUACUGAGUGCCCUCGCUGACGCCGUGGAAUCCGUCUUCUUGCUCGGAUCGUCACAAGGUCUGACUAAGAUGGUCAGAAGGAGGACACUCAAGCCUAGCCUUUCCUUCUCAAGGAUGAAUCUGGAGGCUGUCAUUUCCAAGCGUUAACUGAGGAUUAUCUCCUUUGAGACGUGACGCUUGAAAAUGGUUCACUCAUUGGACAAUGGUACCAUCGAAGGAUGUAAGGUCAGUCAGAGUAGAUUCUUCAUCUGCAGUGGGAUGGAUUUGCAAACUAGUAAUUGUUAUGCUCCAGUCUCAUCAGGCCACUCCCGAAUUGACAAAGUAUUGUAGACGAGAUUUCUCAUGCACCAGGAACAACAUAC